Molecule: messenger RNA, 7794 nt
Organism: Chlamydomonas reinhardtii
Lineage: Eukaryota; Viridiplantae; Chlorophyta; Chlorophyceae; Chlamydomonadales; Chlamydomonadaceae
Exons: 7
Coding region: 300-7211 (2303 amino acids)
Source: RefSeq, a predicted model, not a curated record
CAUACUCGCACAGCUUUGCUUUGAGUUGAGACCCCGCCGGAACUCAAGGGCUCAAGCGCGUAUCUUCAAUGCCUGGCCAGCUAAAUGCAAAGGUCAUCAGACCAUACAUCACAGCAAUGACAGAUUGAGUCUGUAUUUUGGAGCGGAGCUUCGGCUCGCUGUUCGGCUCGUCGCUUAGGCGCAGCACAAGCCCGGUCCGCUGGGCAGUUGACAUGAAUAUAGAAGACGCUGGCGGUAGCUUGCGUGGCUCAGCAAUUGUCUGCUCGAUACAGCGUAGAGAACUUGGCGCUGCGGCGAUAAUGGCGGACAACACCCAGCCUAAGACGCAGACGGCAGCUGCAGCAGCGGCGGCAGAGCAGCAGCCGCAGUCUGGUGUCUUGGGCCCUGACGCCGUUUCCGCAACGCCGACGGAGGUGUUGGCGGCCGCGGCUUCAGCAAUCGCCACAGACGACGCGACCGGGUGGGCUCCCGCAACCUCCCACUCCGGCAUGGACGUGGCCAUUCUCGCCAGCCCCACGCUCAACGCACCCUCGCUCGAGCCCUCGGGCCCGUACGCCAGGUACAGCGCCUCCGGCCGCACGCCCCACUCGCGCCCCAGCCGAGUGACGUUGUCGCUGGUGGCCCCAGGCGCGGACCGCUACGACGUCCUCGCGGCAGAGGCGGCCUGCGUGUACGCGGUGCGCAUGCGGCGGCUGAGGGGCCGCGCACCAGCUACAGCCGUCCGCCACAGCGCGCUGACGGCACCCGGCGCCGUGCCACCCGGCGCAGCCGGCGCCAAUGCAGGUCCAGGCGCAGACGCAGGCAUAAGCGGUCGCAGUGCCAGCGGCGCGGCGUCUGGCUCCUCCACGAUAGGAGCGGCAUGGGGGCGAGGUGCGGAGCAUGCUGCGGUGCCGACCAGUGCGGCUGGGCCUGCGAGCAGCUGCUAUGGCGGCACCAGCUCAGGACCUUUUCCGGAGCUGGAGAUUUCGCCGCGAAGCGACCCGGCACCGGCGCUGUCAGGGGCACAGCUGGCGGCCCUGUCCUCGCUCUUCCAGCCGCACAGCUGCGCAGCGCGCGGUGGCGUCACAGGUGGAAAUGACAACGGCAAUGUCAGAGGCGGGGAUGGGUCGAGCCGUGGGCCGGGUCUGGCGCCUGGUCAUGGUGGGCGGCGGGCUUCACAGGUGGCGACCUCCUCCGGCGCAAUGCCCACGCUGCCGGAGGGUGUGGAGGUAGGGACCAUGCGGCCCCAAGCUCUGGGUCUGCAAGGAGAGGCGGCGGAGGGCGAGGAAGACGAGCAUUGUCAGGCCGCCCACCUCCAGGGGCAGCGCCAGCACGCGGCUGCCAGCGCGGCGCCCGCGCCCCAGGUGCUGCUGCCGGCGCAAAUGGCAGAGGGCGGCGGCGCCUCCUCCUUCGCCACCUCGUUGGCUGUGAUCGCCGUCGACAGUUGCACCCGCGGCUUCGGGCCGCCCAGCGACGGCGAUGCCUUGGCCGCUGGGCCCGGUUCCGCUGCGCUGUCGGACACCUUUUCCGCCUACGCUGCUGGACUCAGCGAGGCGCUGUCGCUGCUCCCGGGGCCCAACAGCGGCGGCAGGGAUGCGGCCGGCCGCGGCAGCCGGCGGCGCCGCAGCAUGUGGGUCCAGCGCCGCAGCACCGGCAGCUGCAGUGGCAGCGGCACCGCCGCCUCGUCACUGCAGGGCCUGCACGAGUUCUCCGGAGAGGUGGAGGGGCCUUCAGGACACUUGCAGGCAGCUGCAGCCGCCGCCGGCGCAAGCAGCUACAGCCACAGCAGCAGCGCGCGGCGAAGCGCGGCGGGCAUACUGCACAGCGUCGUAGCUCCCGGCCUGCCAGGCAGGCCGGCUCUCAAGCGCUCUUCCAUGCCGAGUGCCUCGGCGCUGGCACUAGCAGCCACUCUGGGUAGGGCGCUCAAGGAGGAGGCUGACGGCGACAGCACCGGCGACCGGCGCAGCAGCACCGGCGACGGUGUAGUCGGGUUCAGCCGCAUGGUGCGGCAGGACAGCCCGGUGACGCCGCGCGCGAUCCAGGCGCGCGGAUUCCAAGCGUGUGAGGUCGUGAGCGCGGCAGCGGCCGCCACGGCGGGUGCGAUGGGUGCGGUUGCGGCUGCGGGGGGCGCUACAGCAGGCGUGCCAGGCGCCGGCGCGGCGGCGGCGCAUUGCCGGGUGCAGCAGCUCCUGAGACCAGCCGCCGGUUCCGCGGAGGGCACGUCUGGCCACUCGCUCUCGCUGUCAGCCAUCGCGCCAGGCCCUGGCGGCGAUCGGCGGUCAUUUGACAGCGCGACCGGGUCGGUCGUGACCGCGGCAGGCAUGUGCCUCAGGCCAAGCCUCGACGCCGGGCCUGCACAGCGUGAUGACGGCGCCGCUGUUGAAGCCGCUAUAGCAGCGGGGGCUGGCACUGCCGCUGCUAUUCCUGCUGCUGAUGAGGUGGCGGACACGAACAGCUACGACAGUUACGACACAGAAGAGGACGAUACGGAGCCGGGUGGGGCGGUGGGUAAGGGCGGCGCCUCAGGGGCUGACGCCGCAGGGAGCCAGGGUUUCACCAAAAGCGCAGCAGGCGGAAUCGCCGGGCCCAAGGACGCGGCGGCCGGCGGCCGUGGAGCAGCAGCAGCUGCUGCGAGCCACGCUGCUACUGCUGCUGUGGACCGCUACGGGUCGCUUCUGGUGGGCAGUGCGGGGUGGCGCUACACGGAGAUGCACGACGUGCACGACACACUGCUGAUGUCCCGCCUGACGUCCAACUCACGCUGGCGCGGCCCCCAGGCCCUGGGCUCGGUCGCAUCCGGCCACAACGCCAACCGCUCCGAGGGCGGCGCCGAGGUGCACAGCACACGCGGCGGCAGCAACUCCAAGUGGCUCUCGCCCGCGGGCCCCUCGGCGCCACUGGGCGCGGCCCUGGGUCAGCCGCACCACUCCUACCAACAGGUCAACCACACGUCGCGACAGCGCCGGCCGGCGGCGAUGGUCGACUCACACGCCAGCCACGAGGUUGACCUGGGCUUGGUGGAUCUGGCGCCGCUGAGCUCGGCGCAACACUCGCCUGGUCUCUCGCCCAACCCCAGCAUCACCAGUUACCGGCUGCACCAGCUGCUGCAGCCCGGCGUGGAGAUGUCGCCAACGGGCACCGCCCCCACCUCCGCCAACACCGACGCCAUCAUUGCUCUGGCGACGGGGCCCGGAGGCGGCGACGCCGCCGCGCCCGCCGGCCCCGCGGACGCUGCCGCCGAGGCGUGGGCGGCCUGGUACCGUGCCGUGCCCAGCACCCGGCACACCACCAGCACCCAGCACUACAUACUGGAGCCGCCGCACACGCUAAGCCCGCGGACAUCACUGGGCUCUGGCGGGAUGGCGCCGUCGCCGGCCGCCACUGCCGCCCUCCCCACCAACACCGUACCCGGCGCAGGCAGCGGCGCCCGCCCAAACUCCGACGCCGGCGGCACCUCCCCCGCUCCCCCCGCCUCGGGCAUCGUCGUACCCGCCGCCAGCCGGCCCGCUGCGAACCAGGGCCGCGCUUCACUCGACUCCCGUCUUGCAACGCCUGGCCAUUCCCAUUACCGCACGGCAGCUGGGGCCGGAGGCCCCACCGGAUUCUCUUUCGGGGCCUGGUCGCAGGCACGGCCGCCGCCGCACCACCCGCGCCCGACCACGGGCACCUGGCUGGGUGGCGGCCACGUCGCCGGCAGCAACACUUGGCGCCCGCCCGCGGCCGGCGGCGGAAUGGUGGCGGCGGCGGCGGCCGGCGGCCGGCCCGGUAGCGGCAACCGGUCGCGGAUGGCAGCGAGCACGCUGGGUCCCGGCCAGGCACCAGCCGCCGUGUCGGUGCCUCAGCAGCCGCACCAGCGGCAGCACGACCACACACACGGCUACCCGCCACCGCACCCGCUCCACCCGGACCCGCAGGGCCAGCAGGGCCAGCACCAGCUGCCCACAAGCGCGUCCGCCCUGAACUCUGCCCAUGGCGGCGGCAGGGCCAUGGCCUUGGUCAGCCCCGUCCGCGGGGCCCCUGGCUUCCGUGUCUCCCGCACCUCCAUGGCCAGCCCUACAGCAGCCAGGAUGUCGGCUGGCGGUUCCAACCACGGCCAUGAUUACCGCCCUUUGGGUGGGGAGGCGCCGUCGGGUGGCGUCACUGGCGACAGCGAUGUCAACCUCUUGAUGACCACAGGGGAGUUCAUGGCUGGGGUGGCGGUCUCGGCAGAGCAAGAGCACCCCCAGCUAGACGAACAGCAGCAGCCGGCGCUGCAGCAGGCUAUGGGGUGGGCGGCGACGCUCGAAGUCCUGCGCGAGCAGGUGACCUGCCCCAGCCCGCCCGUGCCGUCGCCGCGUGUGAGUGUUGCGGGCCGCAGUAGCAGGAUGCUGUCGGCAGGCUUCAAGCUGCUCGCGGGCGGCCGCAGCCAGCGCUCGUUCAAAGGGAUGCACGGUGCAGGGGACGUGGGAGACGGUGUCACCGGCUAUGCCCCUGGCUCAGAGCGCACCACGCCCGUACCCUCACCACUGGUGCAUGCGGCCGCGCGGGGCCAGCACCGCAGCAGCGCCGGCGGCGGAGGGCCGGCGGGCGCUUCGCGCGUGCUGGCAGUGGUGACAGGCGCGCCGCCGGGCAGCCGUAGCCGGGCCGUGUCUGCAGCAGGAGCGAUGCCGCUGGCGGCUUCCAGCCCGGUCAUCAGCAGCGGCAGCGAAGCCGCGGCUGGUACUGCUCCUGCGGCGGCGCCGUCGCCGCGGGCGCAGCCGGCGGCGGAGCGGCCGUCCCGUAUGAGGACCAGCACCCAUGGGGCCGGCGCGGCACCCGCCAGUCCGCUCCCGGCGGCCAGCAGCAGCGCUGAGCCCUCCAGGACCAGCCUGCCAGCCGGCGUCGCCGCAGGCGGAGGCGGAGGCGCAGGCGCAGGCAGCCCUCGGCCCAGCCUGUUCACGCGCACCCUCAAGGCGCUGCUGCCGGGGCCGCGCUCCGUGCCGCAAUCGCCGCGGGCACAGUCACUGCCUUCCGAUGAAGUCGGGCACGCCGAGGACGCCGAGCCGGGUUCUGACGCCGCAGUGGAUGCGGACCCGGGAAUGGGUCGCCCGUUCACACUGUUCCAGGCGCCCCCACUACAUGCGGGUGCGACUCCAGCUGUGGCUGCAGCACCGCAUGCGCCAUCACUGCCGCACAGACCGGCGUCGCGCACUCUCAGUCGCCUGGCCCUGGGCCGCGCAUGCUCGGGCGCUGGUGACCCGAACAGCACCGCAGAGCCGCCUGCGCGCCCGCUACAUGACAGCGACACAGGAGGCCGCGACUGGACCCCUGGCCCAGCCGGGCAGUCCGUGCCUCCUUCCGCUGCGCACGCAGGCCCCGCAGCCACGCACGGCGGCAGCAUUGGGGGCCGUAGUCGUGGUGCCGACAGCUUUACGUUUGGGGUGCCGCGGCCGCCGCCGCCGCCCAUGGGGCGCUGGUCGAUGGAUGACGGCUGGCAGCGGGUCCGCUCACCGGACGCGGUGAUGGCGGUUGGGGACGCCGCUGCCACGGCGCCGCCGCUGGCGCACCGCCGGCUCCAGAGGCCUUACCAUUUCUACAGUGACGGCCACGUCAACCUGCUGUCCGCACAUGACGCUUCCGUUCCUCGCGGGGCGGUGGCGGUGGCACCCGUUGACCAGCCGACAGCGGUCAUGCCGGCCCCGACGGCGGCGCUGGCCAUGGCGGCUGGUCGAGCGGUGCGGCUGCUGCCGACGCUGCUUUGCGAGGUGCGCGAAGAGGACAGCGAGUCAGCUGGGGACCCGGCAUCCAGCAGGCGCGGCACGGAUGUGGGGCUGCUAGGCGAUGCGGUCGGGUCCAGCAGCGGUGCCGCUGGGCUCGCUGCCGCCGGCUCGGCGCGGGCACUCGGAGCAGCAGGGUGCAGUGCAGACGGCGGCGGCGGCGGGAACGGCGACAGCGCCGCCGGCGACAGCGGGGAUGGCAGCGCGCAGCACCCGCAACAGCCGGCGCGAUCGCGUCUGGCCAAGCUGUUUGGGCUCAAGCGAAGUGCCUCGGGCGGCGGCGCCGGCAGUACUGGCGUCGUCAGCACCGGGAGUUGGACUGGCUUGUCCGGGGUGGGCUCGGUGGACGAGGGCCUAGCCAGCGCCCCUGCCAGUCCUUCGGGCGGCGGCCGCGGCGGCUUGGUGCGAGCACUGACACGCAGCCGCCUUGCCUCUCUGGCGGCGGGCGGUGGCCCGGGUCAGCAGGGUCGCCCCGAUAGCCAGCCCUCUAGUGCGGGAGACUCCGCUGCUGCGGCUCUGGCGGCAGACAGCUCUGCCGCUGCACCGGCGGGGGCAUCGUUGGGCGCAGGCCAGCGCUCUGCCAGCGGUCUGAAGACCUUCAUGCAUUCUUUGUGGAGCAGCAAGGCCGCCACGCAGCGCAAGAGCAGCAAGCGCGCAGCCGCGGGGGCUGCAGCGGGACUGGAUGUGGCUCUGGGCGCAGGGCCCAGCGCCACUCACGCACCUGGCGUUGGCGGCGGCGCCGCCGUCCCCGGUGACACGACAGACCGCAGCUGCCACAGCGCGUCAUCCGCGCACUCGCCACUCAGUGCGCUCAGCGAGGGGAAGCACAGCCAGGGGCAUGCGGCCCUGGCCGCCACUUCACGGCUGCGGGAGGCAGCUUGGGCGGAUCUGGAGCCGCAGGCCCUCGCACCGAGCCUGCGCAGCCUGCCGGUUGCCACGUCAGCUGCGUCGGCAUCUGUGCCGGGGUCGCCACUGGGCAGUGGCGCCAAUCAGGGCAGCAGCCGCCGCAGGAAGCUGCACAAGAAGCUGCUGAGGCUCGGCCAGAGGCUGACGGGAGGCGGCGGCGGCAGCAGCAGCAGCGGUGGGGACGGCGGCAGUGGUCAGGGCACUGGGCCCGAGGGGAGCCCCCGCGGCGGCGGCAGGGGCGCCGCAACCGGCACAGCCGCCACUCCGAUGGCUCGCCGGGUGAAGUCGUUGUUUAUGCCACCGUCGCACUCGCACUUCGCCGCACCCGACGCCGCACCCGACGCCGCAUCCAACACCACGCCGAGCGGGUACGCCGCACCCGCACCCGCACCUGCGUCAGGGUACCCACACGGCAGCGGCAUGCAAGUAGCCACGGCCUCGGCCAACGCGGCGGCCGCCCACUCAACUUCGCACUCUCGCGUGCGCGCGCAGGCGCUGGCGCACGCACAUGCGCAGGCGCAGGCAGAGGCGCAGGCACGGAUGAACCAGCUAGCCCCGCUCGCGGCCGCCCUGUUCACGCCUGGCAAAUGAAAAGCCGUGCGCGCGACGGCGGCGGCAGUCGAUUGCGUGUGGGCCGUUGGGCGCGGAGCUCUGCCUUGACUGAGCAGGACUAGCGUAACCCGUGCGAACUCUGGUGUUUGAGCCUAUGCAUGUCGGUUCGCGUGUAUAGCUUAAGAUUUUGCCGAAUAAUCACGGCGUCGCACCUGAGGCGCUGUGCUCAUGACAGCCAAUUGUCCAUGGACUCGCGAAGUCGCUUCCCGCUUCGGCUAAUGUUGACCCGCCGCUUAUGUGCAAUCAAUAGGCCAUACCAAAUACUAAUGUGUACCCUUCUCGGUUUGCGCCAGUAUUGAGUUUGGUAGGCACGCACGGACAGGCUGAAUCGCCGAACAGGCCGAACAGGCUGAAUUGCUGCGCUCGUGGGGCUCACUUAAGCAUCGGGGGAGGCGUGCGGGAUGUGGGAGCAGUCCAACGAGCACCCUGGAAAUUUGCAGAGUUCUGAUCACUUUGUCUCAAGCGCAGAAAGCGGUAUACCACGAACGACACUACAAGGGAUGGGCGCUACCUGUUCUCAAGCAAGGUCUGGGAUUUGUGGAGGCUGUCUAGAGCGAGGUCA